Molecule: messenger RNA, 395 nt
Organism: Spea bombifrons (plains spadefoot toad)
Lineage: Eukaryota; Metazoa; Chordata; Amphibia; Anura; Pelobatidae
Product: putative neural-cadherin 2
Exons: 3
Coding region: 38-364 (108 amino acids)
Source: RefSeq, a predicted model, not a curated record
CAGAACUGUUAUUCUCUGCCCCAAAACCCUUGCCUGAAUGGUGGGACUUGCACGUCGACUCUCACCGGUUACAGGUGUCACUGUUUCACUUCGUUCCUUGGGCCACGCUGCCAGCAGACUCAGAACAUUUCACGGUAACGGCUAUGCAUGGAUUCAUCCUAUCGGCCACUGCUCGGACAGCCAUCUAUCGCUGGAGUUCGUGAGCGACAGUACAGAUGGAUUACUACUACACAGCGGAGCGUCAAGAGACAGUAAGAACUUCAUUGCAGUUGAGAUUACAAGCGGCCGGCUCCUUCUCAUCUUCAGACAAGACCUGACCCCGCUGAGGCUCGGCUUUCCAGAGCAGGAGAACAUUACAGACUGAGAACGGCAUCGGAUAGACCUGCGCAUGAGAG